CUUGAGCCUAAUUUCAAGAUGGAGGCUGCACUGGAAUCUUUGAAAAACAUUGCAGAUUCCGGUAGAGUCGAACCGGCGUUAAAGUUGAUAAAAGUGUACUUCGAUAAUAUAACUAAAGAACCAGAUAAUCCUAAAUAUCGAAAAAUACGUGUUGAAAAUGCGAAAUUCAAUGCAACUAUCUGGCAGCUUGAAGAGGCAAGGACCUUUUUGCUACUUGCAGGAUUUGAGCAGAAUGGAGAAUUUCUUACGUUGCCAGACAGCGUCAAUAUAGAUACAGCCAGGCUUAUGAUUGAAAGCUGCAUYGGAYCUACUCAAAGUGUACCAUAUMAACAAAGUGAAGGAUGUAGURGUGCUAGUAGUCUACCAUUACCAGRAGCUGGACCAAACAAAGCAACAUUGAAACUUACACCAAACAAGGGAAGUAGCUAUUUUGAUCAAGACGUCAAGGCAAACCUYACUCUUUUAUCAUACAUGGUUGAAAUGGGAUUUGAUAAAAGUUCGGCUGAGCAAGCUUUAAUUKCUACUAAAAAUGUUGGAAUUCAGCCAGCUAUGGAUUGGCUUUCAAGCAAUUCCCAUUUAAUACAUCACAAGGGAGCGGCAAGUACAUGUACUGCUGUUAGUCCUGACAAUGUUUCAUCAUCAAUCAUGGGUCUCAGUACAUCUGAUACCAAACCAGCCCCAACUUCACGUUAUCAAAAGACUGCUGAUGAAAGACACAAAUUUCAGGAGAAACUCAGACUAGAGGCCAUAGAAGCCGCAAGGGUUGAAAAGAUAGCAAAACAACAGCACAAAGAAAAUCUAUUGAAGGAAAUGCAUUCUGACAAAGAAGAAAAGAGAGUUAAGUAUGAAAUGGCUAAAAAGCCCAAAACAUCAGCAGAGACGUCAGAAGGUCUUUCCUCAACCAGCUCUUGUGAAGUAAGAGAACCUGGUGAAACGGUUGGCUCUCCAUCACAAGAACAGAAAACUCAACUGAAAAUAAGACUGCCAGAUGGAAAGAUAACAGAACUUUAUCUCUCAAGUGAUGAACUUAUCAAGGAAAUAUAUCGACAUGUGACAAGGACAGCUGAUAUGAAYGAAAAUGAUUUUGUUAUCAUGACAAUGUAUCCUCAAACUGAAUUGARUGACAUGACACUGASUGUGGAAAUGGCUGGUCUGACCCCUCGAGCAAAUVUUGUUGUUCUACGGCAAGAUCAACAAGGAGUUGUUACAGAAGGUCAYGGUAAAGUUUGCACUGUUAAAACCAUCACAAGUAUGGAUGACUGGCAAUCCUUCUACAACACCAAAGACAAGCUACUAGUUGUUGAAUUCUUCACUUCUUGGUGUGCCAAAUGCAGRAGUAUUGCUGACAAAUUUGAGUCUCUGAAUGCUGAAURUGGCAUCAACCAAGCUGUUCUAUUUGCACGGGUUGACAUUGACCAGCUCAAAGUGUUGAAAUACCACAUGCAUAUAUCAACACUUCCCACAUUCAAACUUUACUGGAAUGAACAUGAAAUUGCUACACUAGAGGGUGUGAACAUGRAUGAGCUUGAAGAAUUAAUCAAGAAAAACUGUCAAGGACCUGAUGAAACACAAUUAACUGAUCAAGAUCCAAGAUAGCUUCAUAUUCAUGGCUUUUAAUAACUUUUGUGCUACUGUUUCUUAUAUACAAGAGUAYAAAAAAACUUAAAUUUUUCAUUGAAUUGCUGUAUUAAUUAUGACAAUUUGAUAAGAUGAAUCCACAUUGUUUGAAAUUUUCCAAAAAUGUUCCUCUAAGCAAUAUAGAGCAAACCUGCUAUUACCACCAUGUUUGGUGAAUGAGCCAAAGGCAGUACUUUUGAGAAAUGUUAUCUCAUGUUGGUUGGACUGAUAUUAAGUCAGUAACUCAAAAAUAUAUUAUUAAAUUUUGAUAUGCCUUAUCAAUACUGUUAUAGUUCUUGUGACAAUCAUGUUCCUCCAAAAAUAAAUUCUAAAGCAGCAUGCACGUUACCACCAGUGGCUCUUAAAGCUCGCAAGCUGACCUCAUCAUCUGUAAUUCCCAUGUCUYGCAACUGUUGCAGUUGAGUCUAAAGAAAAUAGAAAUGCUGUUUUAUWUACCAGAUAGAUAUUACAAACCAAUGUUAAGUUGAAGAGCAAAGAUAUGAAACAAACUAUAAAAGAAUAAUCUAUGUGCAUUUCAUAGUAUAAACCUGUAAA
Messenger RNA from Exaiptasia diaphana, 2172 nucleotides. RefSeq lists its product as uncharacterized. Gene Ontology annotation, molecular function: protein binding. The record is from RefSeq and is a predicted model, not a curated record. NCBI's taxonomy places the organism in Eukaryota, Metazoa, Cnidaria, Anthozoa, Actiniaria, Aiptasiidae. The coding region runs from base 19 to 1596 and encodes 525 amino acids. The transcript is spliced from 15 exons.